Anolis sagrei ordinatus is the source of this 1707-nucleotide messenger RNA. It is a transcript of the gene MICU2, whose product is annotated as mitochondrial calcium uptake 2. Gene Ontology annotation, cellular component: uniplex complex. NCBI's taxonomy places the organism in Eukaryota, Metazoa, Chordata, Lepidosauria, Squamata, Anolidae. The record is from RefSeq and is a predicted model, not a curated record. Gene Ontology annotation, biological process: mitochondrial calcium ion homeostasis; calcium import into the mitochondrion. Gene Ontology annotation, molecular function: calcium ion binding.
AUGAUUCCCGAUAGAUGUUCCUCCGACCCGGCUACUUCCGGGAAAAUGGCGGCGGCCGGGCGAGCGGCUUUGGCGGCGGUUGCCAGGGGCUCCGCCAAGCGAGGGGCGGCCGGGCUGAGUGCUGCCCGGGUCCGCAGGCAUGGAGCGGGACCUUGGCUGGCUGCUGCCGCCGCCUCCUCCCUCAUCGGAGGGGCCGCCUUGUUGGACGCUUCUUUCCGAAGGUGGCGAGGGGGCCCUGGAGGCUUCUUGACAGUCCUGGCUCAGAAGGAAGAGAGUAUAGAUGAAGAGAUGGCAGAAAAGCUCUCCAUACGGAAAAAACGUUUUAUGGAGUUCGCUUCGUUGGAGUAUGAAGGAGAAUAUUACAUGACUCCAAGAGACUUCCUUUUUUCAGUAAUGUUUGACAAAUCAGGGCGUAAAACUUUGGCCAAGAAACUGUCAAAAAAGGAGAGAGAUUCUGCACUUGCAAACGUUGCAAAAGCUAAACCAGGGCCAACAUUUUUUAGAGACCUCGGAGAUAAAGGGUUGAUAUCCUACACAGAGUACCUGUUUUUGCUGACAAUACUCACAAAACCACAGACUGGAUUUCAUAUUGCUUUUAAAAUGUUGGAUGCAGAUGGGAAUGAACAAGUGGAGAAAAAGGAAUUCUUUAAGCUUCAAAAAAUAAUUGGAAAACAAGAUGAAUUUAACCAAGUUUCAGGAGAGGAGGCACUAACUUUGGAGCCAGAAUUGGAAGAUUGUGGUAUUAAUACCAUGUUACUGGUUCAUUUCUUUGGAAGACGAGGAAAAGAAAAGCUUCAUUAUUGUGAAUUCCACAGGUUUAUGCAGAAUUUACAAACAGAGGUGCAAGAAAUGGAAUUCAUUCAGUUUGCUAAAGGUCUAACCUGCAUGAGAAAGGAAGAUUUCGUAGAGUGGCUGCUGUAUUUCACCGAAGAGGAGAAUAAUGAAAUUUACUGGCAAAAUGUGAAGGAAAGAAUCCAGGCAGGGGAGAGUAUCAGUAUGGAGGAAUUUAAAACAUUCUGCCAGUUUACAAACCGCUUAGAAGACUUUUCAAUUGCCUUGAAAAUGUUUACAGUAGCUAGCCGUCCAGUUAAACAGGCUGAAUUCAAGAGAGCUGUGAAAGUGGUUACGGGGCUGGAACUCUCAGAAAAUAUUUUGGACACCAUCUUUAAAAUCUUUGAUUUAGAUGGAGACAAUUGCCUCAGCCACACAGAGUUCCUUGGCGUUCUGAAGAACAGAAUGCAUCGAGGAUUAAGGGUACCUCAGCAGCAAGGAGUCGAGGGUUACUGGAAAUGUGUGAAAAGAGAGACCAUUAAAGGAGCAAAGGAAGUCUGGAAGCGAACAGGGAAAAGUCCUUUUUAAAUACGUCCAUAACAAUGUCAUUUUGCUACUAUGAAUGUCUGGAUUUGCCUCUCUUUUCUGUAUUAUGUUUAUAUGCAAAGCAAUCAUUUUAUAAUACUGUUAAAUGUUGAAUAUUUGUUUUUCUCAAUAUAAUUUCACUGUAUCCAUCAGUAUAAUGAAGGGAAGAUGAAGGGUUUUGUGAUUUAUAGCUUUCAUUAAAAGAGUUUGAAUUUCAGGUAGUAUUGAAAUUCUAACAAACGGGUAUUUUAAGAUUAUUACGAGUCUGUUCUUAAAGGUGGCAAGUCUUGUUAACAGCACCAGAUGACUCAAAAUGCCUUUCCGUCCCUUAAGCAUUUAAAGAGAAGAAAA